AUGGUAGGCACUACCAGCACCAGCAGUACAGUAGUAUCAACAGUUCCCUCUACAACUCCUAUUGCACCAGCUCCAGCACCACCAACCAACCCAAAAGACAUUCCGUGCACGUGUGGUGUUUUCCUCAGUGGACAAUUUGUGAAAGGCAGUGAUGCUCAACCACGAGGAAAUGCAGCUCUGCUCCAUGAACUGAUGGUGCCCUUUCCAUGCACACCUGUUGGCCUCAAACAGUGUAUCAAUCGCUGUCUUGAUACCAUUGUUAAACAUCUACCUAAUAGCCCAGCUAUUUUGUGUGGCUCUAUUGAUCGUGAUUGCUACAAGGAGAGGGCAUAUUUAUUUGUGAAGAACUGCAGUGAUAAAUGGGUCAACACAAAUCUAUCUGCUGGAAGGGAAUACUGUUGUAAAGAUGGUGUCCCUUAUAAGUGUCCUAUCAUGUCAUAA
Molecule: messenger RNA, 441 nt
Organism: Schistocerca americana (American grasshopper)
Lineage: Eukaryota; Metazoa; Arthropoda; Insecta; Orthoptera; Acrididae
Gene: Fcp3C
Product: follicle cell protein 3C-1
Exons: 3
Coding region: 1-441 (146 amino acids)
Source: RefSeq, a predicted model, not a curated record